This is a messenger RNA of Drosophila hydei, 1768 nucleotides long. RefSeq names its product UNC93-like protein. The record is from RefSeq and is a predicted model, not a curated record. Bases 138 to 1625 code for a protein of 495 amino acids. Gene Ontology annotation, cellular component: striated muscle dense body; plasma membrane. Gene Ontology annotation, biological process: regulation of potassium ion transport; regulation of muscle contraction. Gene Ontology annotation, molecular function: potassium channel regulator activity. Lineage: Eukaryota; Metazoa; Arthropoda; Insecta; Diptera; Drosophilidae. The transcript is spliced from 7 exons.
GACAGCGAUACAGUACGGCGCGCAGAGCUAGAGCAGCGAGCGCAGCUCUUGUCUUAUCAUUCAGUUCGAUAUUCGACAUAAAUUGUCCAUAAAUUCCAAGUGAAGAGUGUUUUGCGCAGUUCAUUGACAGCCACAAUAUGGUGCACAACGAGGAGCUUGCUCUGGACACGGGUGUCACGCGGGGCACACCUGUUGCCAUCAACGGCGACACCAAGCCGAAUCAGCGCCUGUACGAGCCGCGCGAGCGUUUCAUAAUAACCAAAAAUGUUGUCGUCAUUGGGCUGGCUUUCAUGAUACACUUCACGGCCUUUCACGGCACAUCGAAUCUGCAGAGCUCGGUGAAUGCCGACAAGGCGCUGGGCACCACAACGCUCGCCGUCAUCUAUGGCUCGCUCAUAUUGUCCAACAUAUUUUUGCCCAUGACUGUGAUUAGUUGGUUCGGCUGCCGGCUGACCAUGGCCCUGGCCCUGUUCGCCUACAUGCCGUACAUCGCAGCUCAGUUCUAUCCGCGCUUCGAGACGCUCAUUCCGGCCGCCUUGAUGGUGGGCUUCGGCGGCGGUCCGCUGUGGUGCUCCAAGUGCACGUAUUUGUCCACCGUCUCCGAGGCGCUGACUAAGGUGCGCGGCAGCAGCUCGCGCAAGGAUGUCAACACGGUCAAGUUCUUUGGUCUGUUCUUCAUCUUCUACCAAAUGGCUCAGGUGUGGGGCAAUCUCAUCUCCUCGUCGGUGCUGACACUUAGCGCAGCGACUCCAGCUAACGAGAGCCUGGAACUGGAGCCUCUCGAGGCGAGCAUAAGUCGCGUGGGUGAGCUGUGCGGCGCCCGCUUUUGCCCUGGCGUCAGCGCUGAGGUGAAUCCCAAUCUGGUGCCUCCGGCGCCCGAGCAGAUUCAGCUGCUCAACUCCAUCUUCCUCGCUUGCAUGGCCGGCGCAGUGAUUAUGAUGAUUUUCGGUGUCAGCUCACUGAAGCGCUAUGGCGUUAGUCGCGGCGACACGGGGGACGGCAUCUCUGGCCUUAAGCUCUUAACUGUGACCAUUAAUCUGUUGCGCAAACGCCGCCAGAUACUCAUGCUGCCCAUUACCAUGUUCAUUGGCCUGGAGGAGGCAUUCCUGGCCGUCGACUUUACACGCUCGUUCGUUGCCUGCGGCUGGGGCAUUUCCAAAAUCGGAUUUGCUAUGAUCUGCUUUGGGGUGGCCAAUGCGAUUGCCGCUGGCAUUGCGGGCGCCUUGGUGGAGCGCUUCGGACGUGUCACUCUGGCGGCCAUCUGCGCCGUGCUUAACAUCUGCCUGCUCGCCUACAUGUUCAGCUACGAGGCACGUGAGGGCGACUACCUCAUGUACUGCACCUUUGCGGCUAUUUGGGGCAUCUGCGAUGGCGUCUGGCUGGUUGUUGUCAAUGCUUUUUAUGGCAUUCUGUUUCCCAACCACCUGAUUGCUGCGUAUAGCAACUUCCGUUUAUGGGAGAGCACGGGUUCUGUCAUUGGCUACGUCAUCAGCUCCCAGUUGUGCACAUCCACGAAACUGAUAAUUCUAAUGUGUGUGAUGGCUGUGGGCUGUGUGGGCUAUGGCCUGAUCGAGUAUCGUGUGUGGCAGAAGCAAAAGAACCUAGAGGCCAUGUUGAGCGACUGAUGGAUCAUUGACUCUGCCGCGAUUGCUUUGCUAAUAUUCGUUCAUGUGAUAUUGCCAGUCUACAUUAAGAGCAAUUAAGAACAAUGUAAUUAGUAUUAAUAAAUUAGUUUCUAAGUUUCCACUGAAUAUACAAACUUUUGUGU